Molecule: messenger RNA, 1465 nt
Organism: Symbiodinium sp. CCMP2456
Lineage: Eukaryota; Dinophyceae; Suessiales; Symbiodiniaceae
Source: the annotation of a GenBank genome assembly
AUGUUCCCAUCCUCUUCUUCAUCCUCCCCUAGCCCAAUCUUUUGGUUCCACAGCUGCCAUGGGCAAGAUGCCCGAGCGCUGAAACCGGCCACAGUCAACAGAGCUGGGUUCGCAUCUGUGGCAGAAGCUUUUGCGGCAGUGAUGGACUUCUCGGAGAAUGGAGAGGAAACGUCGCUGCGAUGCAACGUAGAUGGUUUGUCUUUGGUCGUUGAAGACUCCUCUCAAGAGCCAGUGCCAGUGGUUGAAAGCCUCCUGAUGUCUGAAGUGAGCUGGUGUCCAGUCAAAGGUGGCACCCAUGCCGACAUGACGCUGGUAGCGGUGGUUCCUCCAGCGCCUGGCUCUGGUAUCCGCGGUACCUCCGUGACAGGAUUGACGUCCAGCGCUGAAGGCUGGUUUAUCUGCGUGCUGGGUUGCACACCCCACAGCUUUGUUGACAUGCUCAGUGCAUGUGGAUGUCUCCGGACGGACCUUGAUGCAUCCUUUACGAUGUCGCAUGACGGUGAUUGUGCCAUUGGAGAGGGAGCGUAUGCCACGGUGUAUCAAAUGCGGGCAGCGGCAGGCCACGAUGUGGCAGUGAAGCAGAUGCAUCACACCACAGACCUGGAGUCCAUUGAGCGAGAGGUUGCUGCUCUCGCCGAGCUGCGGGGUGACCACAUCAUUGGCUUCCGUGGAAUUUUCUGGAAAGUGGAGACGGAGCAAGUUCGAUUCUCCAGUGUUUUUGACCUGGCAUUGGGUGGCGACUUGCUGUACAAGGUGCUUCAUUUGGGCGGGAUGACAGAAGCAUCUGCCAGACCAUUGUUCAAGGGAAUCCUUCGAGGAUUGAAAAGGAUCCAUGAUCACAACAUUGUGCACAGGGAUGUUAAGACGGAGAAUAUUCUGCUGCAAUCCGGUGAUGUUCCGAUGCUGGCUGACUUCGGGCUGGCCUGCCGGAUCACCGACGAGCAGCAGAUGUCACGCCGGUGUGGUUCUGCCGGAUUUGUGGCACCGGAAGUGUGCUUGGGUACGCCAUAUGAUUGCAAAGUGGAUAAUUUUGGAGCAGGUGUCGUCUUGUACUUCAUGCUCAGCAGGGAGACGCCAUUCAGCAGUCCCGAUCGGGACUCUGCUGCGACGAUGAGGAAGACGGUAAAGUGCAGUCUUCAUCUUCAGCGACCGCCAUUCGAUUCAAUGACCAGUCGCCUGCGAGUCAUGGCUAUUCAAGCAGGAAUCAGGGGAGCUUGCGUGCGCACCAAGGCAGCAGCGGCACUGGAGCAUUCUUGGAUCGUGGGCAAGUCUGACAAGACUGGCAGCAGCUCCUCCAGCAAGAAGAAGGAGAAGGUGUUGGAACCAUUGUCGCCAGUUCCUGUUGUCGAAGAAAGAUCCGGUGCCGAUCCCGGGCAGACGCAGCCAGACGACACUCCUACACAAGGAGGCUAUUCACAACCUGCUGGCGUUCAGCAGAGCAGCCUGCCGAUGGCCGAGUGCGUAG